This is a messenger RNA of Dromaius novaehollandiae (emu), 1594 nucleotides long. RefSeq names its product interleukin 17B (gene IL17B). Gene Ontology annotation, molecular function: cytokine activity. The transcript is spliced from 3 exons. NCBI's taxonomy places the organism in Eukaryota, Metazoa, Chordata, Aves, Casuariiformes, Dromaiidae. The record is from RefSeq and is a predicted model, not a curated record. Gene Ontology annotation, biological process: inflammatory response. Gene Ontology annotation, cellular component: extracellular region. The coding region runs from base 128 to 691 and encodes 187 amino acids.
GCUGGCACCUCGGGGACACACCUCCGGCGAAGCGGAGCCGGGGGCUGGGGCUUUCCCUUUUUAGCUUCCUGGCUCACCCUGUGCCAGCCGCACUGCAGCGAAGGCGUCCGGCAACCCCUCCGCUGCGAUGGAGCGGACUCCAAACCUGCUUCUCUUCUGCAUCUUCACCUUUGCCAUGGUCCUGGUCCCAGAAGCAAAGGACCAAAGCAAGGGAGCGAAGGGAAGGAGAAGGGGGCCAGCACGGUCCCCCACAGCUGCCUCUGCCCUGGCCUGGGCCCCGGAUGACACCUACACCCCCAUGGAGGACUACGAGCGGAGCAUCCAGGACAUGGUGCGCCAGCUCAAGAACAGCUCCGAGCCGGGCGACACCAAGUGCCAGGUCAACCUGAGGCUCUGGAGGUCCAACCAGAGAAGCUUGUCCCCCUGGGCCUACAGCAUAAACCAUGAUGCAACACGGAUCCCAGCAGACAUCCCUGAGGCCCGAUGCCUCUGCACUGGCUGCAUCAACCCCUUCACAAUGCAGGAGGAUCGCACCAUGGCCAGCAUUCCCAUCUACAGCCGGCUGCCUGUCCGUCGGCUGCUCUGCCAGGUGCCGGGUGAGGUGGGGCACAAGCCCUCCAUAAAGAAGUGUCAGAAGAAGUACCAGACAGUCAUGGAGACCAUCGCUGUGGGCUGCACCUGCAUCUUCUGAGGUUGCAGAGCUAAACCCUACAGCCUGCAGGCACCCACGGGCAACUAACCAGCUUGCUCUUGCUUCCCAGGUCUGCCCAGUCUUCUGGGAGAGGGUUGUCAGACUGUUAGGGCAAGGAGAGCCUCUCAGCAAGGAGACUGCAGCUGCCUAGACCCAAGAGCUCCCUGCAAUUCCCUUGCAGACUCCAUCAGCCUCAUUCCAAGCAGCCACUUUGGGGGCACCCAGCACUGGGGCAGCCCCUCCAAGUAACCCAGCUAUGCAGUCCCACAUCUGGCCUUGCAGUGAGACAUAGCCCCGAGUCCUAUAACCUACAGGGUGGGUGCGCAGCAGGGAGGGGCAUGGGGACAGCGAGGAGCAGAGAGGAAGGCAGCUACCCCCAGGUCCCUCUGGCUGGGUAGGAGCAGGCCUCCUGCCUCUCUAAAGUGCCCAUUUGCCUUCAUUCACUCCACUGGUGCAACAGCACCUGAAGUGUCCAGUCCUUCCCAGCUCUCCCAAGCCCUCCUUCACCCACAUACAAGCUCUUUUAUGCUGGACCAGGCAGCACAGGGGAAAGAGGGAGCAGAUCAUGAUUUGGGCCCAAAAAGCUACCUCUGGCACACAAGGCUGCUGUAGAAGCACAAAGGGUGCUGGAGACAGGUCCCCUUUCACACGGGCAGCGUUCCAGGUCCUCGCAGCUGAGCCCACGCUUCCCUGGCUUAGCUGUGCUGAGGAGGGGGCAGAAGGGGCGAGUUGGGUCUGCCCUGCUGCCAGGCUGGGUGCACCGCUUGGGAGCUUUAUUGGGAAGGGCAGAAGCAAUACCGUGUCCUAGUGCCUGGCAGAGGAGCACAGCAUGGGGAGAGCAGGGGGCUGCUGAUCCCCUCGGGAGGUUGGGACAGCUUUUGAGUUCCUCAAUAAAAUGCAUCA